This is a messenger RNA of Gastrolobium bilobum, 1474 nucleotides long. Its product is annotated as tRNA-specific adenosine deaminase TAD2. Gene Ontology annotation, molecular function: tRNA-specific adenosine-34 deaminase activity; zinc ion binding. The transcript has 8 exons. Gene Ontology annotation, biological process: tRNA wobble adenosine to inosine editing. NCBI's taxonomy places the organism in Eukaryota, Viridiplantae, Streptophyta, Magnoliopsida, Fabales, Fabaceae. The record is from RefSeq and is a predicted model, not a curated record. The coding region runs from base 114 to 815 and encodes 233 amino acids.
AAUAUUUUCAAUCACACCAAACAGGCCUUGCGACUUGCGAGCACCUCUUUCCAUAAACCCUUUUCUUCCAUUCGAUUUUCUACAAAGACCUAAGCUUGACCUGUAACUCGCCUAUGGCCACUGUGGAGCCAAUCCAGAACGGCUCUUCACAAUCACUUGCAUCGGAUAAUGCCGGCGGCGCAGCCGUCACAGAGGAAACUGUUGACGACGCCAUACCGUCAACCGAAGAACCCGAAUCAGAAGGCGCUGCCAUCACCGAAAAGAGAUGGCCCGGUUGGCAAGGUCACUGUUUAAUGGAACUUGCAAUACAGCAGGCAAAGUUAGCUUUGGAUGCCCUUGAAGUUCCUGUUGGCUGUGUAAUUGUUGAGGAUGGGAAGGUUAUAGCCUCAGGCAGGAAUCGAACUACUGAGACAAGAAAUGCUACAAGGCAUGCAGAAAUGGAAGCUAUUGAUGUGCUUCUAGAGCAGUGGCAGAAAAAUGGACUUUCUAUGUCUGAAGUUGCUGAAAAAUUCUCUAACUGCAGUCUUUAUGUUACCUGUGAACCAUGCAUAAUGUGUGCAUCUGCUUUAUCAAUUUUAGGUAUAAAGGAAGUAUUUUAUGGCUGUUCAAAUGAUAAAUUUGGAGGAUGUGGAUCAAUUCUGUCGUUGCAUUUAAGUAACACUAUGUCACUGAAUAAUGAAGUUCCUCCUGGUAAGGGUUUCAAAUGUGCUGGAGGUAUAAUGGCAUCAGAAGCUGUUGUUCUCCUGCGAACAUUCUAUGAGCAGGGAAAUCCCAAUGCUCCAAAGCCUCACAGGCCUGUAGCACGUCAGGCAUGAAGUUAAAUUUGUGUAUCACUAGUUGCUGAUAUGGUUAUCGACCCACAUGCAUGAUAUGGCUAUCUGCCCGAUAUGCAUGAUUACAGUUAUCUUCCCGCUGCAUGCAAAUCGCAGACAAUGCACAUGACCUGGAAUUCUGUGCUACCAUAGCAUUGUCUGUGAGCGCACAAGCUGGUAUUGGAUGUCCAAGACAAGGCUUACCAGUUUGCAAAAUCAACUUUUUUUAUGAUUUAAAAGCUGGUAUUGUAUCAAUAACAAUUGGUUCAAGUACUAAGUAAUUUGUUCCCUUAAUCAGAAGUCGCCACUUCAAACUCUGAAAAUGGAGAAAAUAGAUAACAAAGACUUUUAAGUUAAUUGUGGCAGUCGAGGUGUGUGGUUGAUGUUAAAUGCAGCUGGUGACUAUGUAUGGUGGCUUCCAAUAUGAAUAUGAAUAUUAUAAAAACUUCAAGAGUUACAAUAUGCACAUGCUGUGUUCAUGUGUAGUCUAGCAGUGCUUCUAGCUUUAAUAGAAAAAGACUGAUAAGCUAACUGCGUAACCUCUACACUCCUCUGCAUGCGAAGUUGCUGGCGUGUGUUCUUCAAUGGGUGCUUCCAUGUCUGCAUGAGGUGUAAGCAGGACACUUUCUUAAUUACUAAACACUCAGCUUUGUUCAUUUUGU